This is a messenger RNA of Culex pipiens pallens (northern house mosquito), 1486 nucleotides long. It is a transcript of the gene Stoml2, whose product is annotated as stomatin-like protein 2, mitochondrial. The coding region runs from base 190 to 1332 and encodes 380 amino acids. Lineage: Eukaryota; Metazoa; Arthropoda; Insecta; Diptera; Culicidae. The record is from RefSeq and is a predicted model, not a curated record. The transcript is spliced from 2 exons. Gene Ontology annotation, cellular component: membrane.
ACUUUCAACUGUCAUAUUUUGCAUUCGAUAACUCCGAGAUUGCCGAGUUUACACAACUCUUACUUAAAAUUUCUACAACUAAGUGUAAUAGAAUACUAACCGCUUCUACCUUCCAGCAUUAAACGCUUCCGGCCGACAACGUACGUCCUUCGAAUGAAAUAAGUUCGGAGACAAUAACCCACUUAAAACAUGAUUCGUGCAACAGCCAGACUAGCUCGAUUAUCUCGGGGAGUUGCCGCGGCCGGAUUCCCCGGUCAUGGUUCCAUGCUCUUAAAUUCUAACAAUGCUGCUAUACAAGCUGCCCAAGUCCGGUACAAAUCCACUCCGAUCAACACGAUCGUCAUGUUCGUUCCGCAGCAGGAGGCCUGGGUCGUGGAGCGAAUGGGAAAGUUUCAUCGGAUUCUGGAGCCCGGACUGAACGUGCUGUUGCCCAUAGUGGACCGCGUAAAGUACGUGCAAAGUCUGAAGGAAAUCGCCAUCGACGUUCCGAAGCAAUCGGCCAUUACGUCGGACAACGUAACGCUCAGCAUCGAUGGUGUGCUUUAUCUGCGCAUCUUGAAUCCUUACCUGGCCUCGUACGGCGUGGAGGAUCCGGAGUUUGCCAUCACGCAGCUGGCACAGACGACGAUGCGAAGCGAGUUGGGAAAGAUGUCGCUGGAUAAGGUCUUUCGGGAGCGAGAAUCGUUGAAUUACAGCAUUGUGGAGUCGAUCAACAAGGCUUCGGAGGCGUGGGGAAUUACCUGCCUUCGGUACGAGAUCCGUGACAUCAAACUGCCAAGCCGUGUCCACGAAGCGAUGCAGAUGCAAGUCGAGGCGGAACGGCGCAAACGAGCGGCCAUCCUGGAGUCGGAAGGUGUCCGGGCUGCGGACAUCAACGUCGCCGAGGGCAAACGACAAUCUCGAAUUCUCGCUUCGGAAGCCCAGAAGCAGGAGGAAAUCAACCGCGCCAAUGGUGAGGCCGCUGCGCUGCUAGCCGUUGCCGACGCCCGGGCCAAGGGACUUAAGAUGGUGGCCGAAUCGCUGCUGUCCACCUCGGGCCGGGACGCCGCUUCGCUGACCGUGGCGGAAAAGUACGUUAAUGCAUUUGAGAAUCUGGCCAAGAAAAACAACACGCUGAUCGUGCCGGCGAACGCGUCCGACGUGACCGCGAUGGUCGGCCAGGCGAUGCAAAUCUACAACAGUCUGUCGGCGGCCUCCGCUGCGGACCGGAAAGAAUCGGAGUCGAGUGGUGGAGCAGCUGGCGCGGCGACGGUUGAGCAGUGGCAGCAGAUGGGAAGUGUGGAGGAGAGCGCGACGCACGGCAGUGGAGCGAGCAAGCCGGCGGAACAGUGAAUCGACCUUAUGGGCACCCUUUAGGCAUAUUUGGUUAGUGGUUGCGGAAGGGAACGAGGAAUUCGGAAUGGAAUGAACCACGUUCGCAAGCGACUGUAAAACGGUUUGAAUAAGCUGUAAAUAAAGUUGGAAGGCUGAUUCAUAGUUUCAUGAA